This is a messenger RNA of Microthlaspi erraticum, 675 nucleotides long. The record is from the annotation of a GenBank genome assembly. Lineage: Eukaryota; Viridiplantae; Streptophyta; Magnoliopsida; Brassicales; Brassicaceae.
AUGGAACAACAACGCGAAAUCUGUGGUGAAAGUGUGAGAAAUCGAGUUGUUGUGAAUGAGGAGGACAGAAUAAGUGAGUUGCCUGACGCUUUGCUUAUAGAGAUACUGUGUCAGCUUCCAACAGAGAAUGUCGUAGCUACGAGUGCUUUGUCUAAACGGUGGAGAUCUCUUUGGAAGAUGGUGCCAAAGCUCAAGUUUAAUUCUGAUUGUCACAAAAGUGAAGACCACAUAUUUUCAGAGAUUGUGGUCAGGUCUUUGCUUUCACAUAAAGCUCCGGUUCUAGAGUGUUUGCAUCUGCUGGUUUCUUUAGAGGUAUAUAUACUAGGAAAGUGGUAUGAGAUAAACCCGCGAGAAAGGUGGGGUCUUCUUCAGCUCAUGCUCGAUACUUCUCCUAAUCUGCAAAUCCUCAAGCUCACCGACCCAAAACGUGUACCUGAAUGUUUGUUGUUCCACCUUGAGACGUUCGUGUGGACAGGGUACGAAUGGCAACAAGAAGAUGAGAAACAAAUUGCGACAUACAUCCUAAAGAACGCUAGACGGCUGAAGAAAACAACUCUUUCCACAAAACAUAUCCGAUCCAAAGAUCCGGACAAGUUGGAAAAGAGACGUGAGAUGCUCAACGAGUUGGUUAGUCUCGCCGGACCUUCAAAUUCAUGUCACCUCGUGUUCAACUAG